UAAGUGAAAUAUAUGUAGAGUGUUACUGGAUGUAAUAUUGUAAUGAUUUAUGUCAAACGCUGAUUGUUGGUCUCUCGUAAAUGGCGCGACAUUUAUGAGUAAUAUUUUUCUGUGAGUAAAGCGAAUCAACACAUGAGAGAUUUACUUUGCAAUUAUUUUUCGUUCUAUCGAUUAUUUCUAGCAUUUUAAAAGUGACUAAGAAAAGUUUCUAGAUACCGAGAGAAAACUCUGUGAAGAUGGAGCGUGAUGACAGUAUUACAGAAGCAUGCAGAAUAAAAGAUGAAGAGAAUGAAAGAAAAAGAGACCUGAUGGAGCUGAGUGACCAAAGUCAAGAUCUGGAUGAAGUGGAGGAGGAACGUCAGUAUCAGAAACCUGAUUGUGUCACUACUGGAGAACAAUCUUCUAGUUGCUCACAGACUGAAAAGAAACUCCCACAAAAAAGAACAGGAUCCAAAAAAUCUUUUACCUGCCAUCAGUGUGGAAGAAGCUUUCCACGUGAAGGACACCUCUUAGGUCACACGAAAAUUCAUACUGGCCAGAGCCCUUUCACCUGCCAACUGUGUGGAAAGUGUUUCGCUCAGAAAGGAACCUUAAAGAGUCACAUGAGAACUCACACUGGAGAGAAGCCUUUCACAUGCCCUCAAUGUGGAAAGAGAUUCUCAGAUAAAGGGACCCUUAAGAAUCACAUAAGUAUUCACACUGGAGAGAACUGUUUUCCAUGCAAUCAGUGUGGAAAGAGUUUCACACUAAAAGUGUAUCUUAAGAGUCACAUGAGAACUCACUCUGGAGAUAAGCCUUUCACAUGCAUCCAGUGCGGAAAGUGUUUUGCACGUAAAGUUAACCUAGAGCAUCACAUGAGACUUCACACCGGAGAGAAGCCUUUCACGUGCCAUCAGUGUGGAAAGAGUUUCACUUGUAAAGGACGUCUCCAGUGUCACACAAUUACUCACUCUGAAGAGAGCCCUUUUACAUGUCCUCAGUGUGGAAAGGGUUUCAAAAAAAGUGAACACCUUAAGAAUCACAUGAGAAUUCACACUGGAGAGAAGCCUUUCACAUGUCACCAUUGUGGAAAGAGUUUCAAUCAAAAAGGAAACCUUCAGAGUCACAUGAUAAUUCACAAUGAAGAGAAGCCUUUUACGUGUCCUCAAUGUGGAAAGAGUUUCAAACGUACUGGAGAUCUUAAGAGUCACAUUAGAAUUCAUACUGGAGAGAGAUGAUGACUUAAAACCAUACCAGGGAAUGUAUACUGCAGAAACACCUUGACAAGGGCUCACGUUGAGGAAAGUUUUUUUUUGUUACAUUUUUACAAUAGUUAAUAGUUUAAUUUUGAAAUUAAAGCAAAGGACAAUAAUAGGAUAAAAAAGGAAAAAUAAAUUCAAAUAAAAUAUAUAUAUGCAUUAUUUAGAUUUUAGGCAUGGGAGAUUGUCAUGGGUGACAUAGACAACACCCCCCAGCACCCCAACCCACGCUAACAAAUUUUGUUGGCCGGGGGUUGGAGGGUGUUGAAGUGGGGAUUUGUCCUGUAGGGCUGGGCGAUAUGUAAAAAAUAUUUUAGCGAUAAUAGCCUUAAAAAAUAUCGUGAAAUCCUUUUACAUCAACCCACCUGCCGAGAGUAGGUGAAUUAUUUUUCUUUAUUGAUUUUGCUUUAAAAAUUUAAUUCAUAUAUUUAAAAAAAAUGUAAACAAAAGACAUUUCUAAAUUCAAAUUGCACUUUAAACGAAAAAAGCUAUAAAAUAACGAAGUAAUCAAAAAAUCUUAUUUAACCACCUUAUUUAAACAUUUACCGUCUCCAACGGCUCCAUUUGCCAUCACGCAAGCAUCCGCCAACGACAAGUGGAAAAUUACUAAUAGCCUACAGACAAUUAUAAAUGUAAAGACAAUGAUAAUCAAAAUAAAUAAGCCUAAAUAAAGUGGAUUAAACUCACAGCACCUCCCAAGAUGAUCUGAGAUAAUUUGCAGCGUUCUCAUAGACGACAGUAUUCUUGCAAACAGUUUUCAGAUGAAUAAAACAGAAGAGUAAAAACUCUUUACAUGCGCUUGUUCCACGAGACAUGAGACCUGUUCCAGCUCGCGCUGCACGCCUCUGAAUAAACAGCGAAUCAGACGCAAGCAGUAGCUAUGUUUCCAUCCAAGUUGUGAAUUUAAAUUAUGCGAAAAAUCAGAAUAAUCGCAAAAACAAUGUGCGGAUAAAGCCGCGUUUCCAUCCCUUGCGUUCAAAAGAACAAAAUCGUCACUUCGGGGAAAUUGUAGUGACUGUAUGUCUCUUAUUAAUAAAAUAAUCAUGGUUUAGGACAAUGCAGACAAAACACUUUAAUAACUCGUUUCAUGACUGGAAAUGACAGCACGUAUACAAACAAUACCCCAUAAUGACAACAUGAAAGAAGUUUGUUUGAAAUCUUUGCAAAUUUAUUAAAAAUAAAAAACGAAGAAAAAAAAAAAAAAAAAAAAAAAAUCACAUGUACAUAAGUAUUCACAGCCUUUGCUCAGUACAUUGUUGAAGCACCUUUGGCACCAAUUACAGCCUCAAGUCUUUUUGAGUAUGAUGCUACAAGCUUGGCACACCUAUUUUUGGGCAGUUUCUCCCAUUCUUCUUUGCAGGACCUCUCAAGCUCCAUCGGGUUGGAUGGGGAGCGUCGGUGCACAGCCACUUUCAGAUCUCUCCAGAGAUGUUCAAUCGGGUUCAAGUCUGGGCUCUGGCUGGGCCACUCAAGGACAUUCACAGAGUUGUCCCAGAGCCACUCUUUUGUUAUCUUGGCUGUGUGCUUAGGGUCGUUGUCCUGUUGGAAGAUGAACCUUCGCCCCAGUCUGAGGUCCAGAGCACUCUGGAGCAGGUUUUCAUCAAGGAUGUCUCUGUACAUUGCUGCAUUCAUCUUUCCCUCGAUCCUGACUAGUCUCCCAGUUCCUGCCACUGAAAAACACCCCCACAGCAUGAUGCUGCCACCACCAUACUUCACUGUAGGGAUGGUAUUGGCCAGGUGAUGAGCGGUGCCUGGUUUCCUCCAGACAUGACGCUUGCCAUUCAGGCCAAAGUGUUCAAUCUUUGUUUCUCAUGGUCUGAGAGUCCUUCAGGUGCCUUUUGGCAAACUCCAGGCGGGCUGUCAUGUGCCGUUUACUGAGGAGUGGCUUCCGUCUGGCCACUCUACCAUACAGGCCUGAUUGGUGGAGUGCUGCAGAGAUGGUUGUUCUUCUGGAAGGUUCUCCUCUCUCCACAGAGAAAUGCUGGAGAUCUGUCAGAGUGACCAUCAGGUUCUUGGUCACCUCCCUGACUAAGGCCCUUCUCCCCCGAUCACUCAGUUUGGCCAGGCAGCCAGCUGUAGGAAGAGUCCUGGUGGUUCCAAACUUCUUCCAUUUACAGAUGAUGGAGGCCACUGUGCUCAUUGGGACCUUUAAUGCUGCAGACAUUUUUCUGUACCCUUCCCCAGAUCUGUGCCUCGAUACAAUCCUGUCUCGGAGGUCUACAGACAAUUCCUUGGACUUCAUGGCUUGGUUUGUGCUCUGACAUGCACUGUUAACUGUGGGACCUUAUAUAGACAGGUGUGUGCCUUACCAAAUCAUGUCCAAUCAACUGAAUUUACCACAGGUGGACUCCAAUCAAGUUGUAGAAACAUCUCAAGGACGAUCAGUGAAAACAGGAUGCACCUGAGCUCAAUUUUGAGUGUCAUGGCAAAGGCUGUGAAUACUUAUGUACAUGUGAUUUUUAAUAAAUUUGCAAAGAUUUCAAACAAACUUCUUUCACAUUGUCAUUAUGGGGUACUGUUUGGAGAAUUUUGAGGAAAAUAAUGAAUUUAAUCAAUUUUGGAAUAAGGCUGUAACAUAACAAAAUCUGGAAAAAGUGAAGCGCUGUGAAUACUUUCCAGAUGCACUGUAUAAGAUAUUCUUUAAAAGUAUCAAUAAACCUGCUCUUCUGGAAAAAGUGCAAGUUUGUGUUUAGCUUACUUGCUCUGCAAACUCUAUGCAGGCUUUGGAUUUUUAGGACACCGGUGAUUCAGAAUGACCAGGGCAACGGUUCAGUUUCGAUGAUUGGUCCGCUGGUUCGUCCAGUUAUGAAUAAAUUAUUCAGUCACAUGAUUUUUUGAUGCGCUUCUUGUAUUCCUGUUAAAUUAAAUAGGAGUUUAUUCGGUAAAUCUGUUUCUAUCAUAGUUUAUGCACAUUUCUUAUCAAAUAAAAAAUGUAUCCACUUCAAGCGAGCAUAUAAGUUUCCAUGUGCAUUUUGGUGAUUUUAUUCGCAUCUUGGUAUUUCCAUCCAGCAGAUUUUAUGCAAUAUCCUAAAAUGCGCAUAAAAAAAAGCAUUGUUGGAAACACAGCUAUUGACGGCUUUUCUUUUGUCUGUUCUUAAAAAUAUAAUAAAGUGUAUUACUUCAAGUACGUGUCUUUGUGACUAACAGCAUUUCUUGUCAUGUGUCACUCCGAGACGUCUUGCAGCAGGUUGCCCGCCUGUUGUGGGUAGAUGAUCAAAAUUACCUGCGCAUAAAAUACAUUUGGACAAGGACCUUGCGAACUGGAUUCAGCCUCGGUGCAUUUGGCGGGUGGUGGGUGCUAGUUUCACACCCUGGUCACCGUUUAAUAUAUUUGGUGACUUCCCAUCUCCAUCGUUUUGCCAUUUCCCGAUAUUGUCGAUCAUGUCCGUUCGGAAUCAGCAUCGGGAUUUUUGUAAGACAUAGUUGAUAUCCGAUUACAUCGUCCUAUCGGCAAGCCCUAUCGCCCAGGGCACCAUACAAGCUAGAACGCCACUGCAUGCACGUACACUUACACAUUCUUACUGUUUCUGCCAGUUUCUACAAAGUGCAUUAAUACAUUUUCUAUAGCUGGGUUUCCAUCCACAUAUUUUUAUGCGCAUUUUGGGAUAUUGCAUAAAAACCGCUGGAUGGAAACACCAAGAUACGAAUAAAUGUUUUAUUCCAUAAAAAGAAAUUCGCAUAAACUACGAUGGAAACACAUUUACCGAAUAAACUACUUUUGAAUUUAUUAGGAAUACAAGAUGCGUAUCAAACAAUGUUUGAUAAAAACAUUUGCCCCAUGAAAAAGUGUGGGGUUUUAUUGAAAGUGAGGGGGACACAUCCCCUACAUCCCCCGCGUAUUCUACGCCCCUGAAAUAAUGGUGUCCUGAAAAUUCAAAGCCUGCAAUGUGUUUGCAGUGUGAAUAAGUGGAAUACAAACUUGAACUGUGCCGAAGAGCAGGUGUAAUAUAGAUUUGCAUGGUAAAGUCAUAAGGAAUCAGGAACACACACAGAUGGUACUCCCAGAACUGUGUGACGUGCUGUCGCUCACAGACAUGAGACAAAGUUGAAAUUUUGUCUGCUCUAAACCACAAAUAUUUUAUUAAUAAGAGAGUCACAGUAGCUACAAUUCAUCCGGAAGUGACAAUUUUGUUCUUUGUAACACUUGGGAUGGAAAUGUGACUGUUUGCAUAUUUUCAUAAACUUUUCCAAAGACAACUCCUGUAUCCAUUGUUUAUACUGGGGCUAUCGUACUUCUCCAGUGUCUAGCAUUUAUAAGUUUUGCUUGUAAUAAACAUAAGAUUAACAGUUUCUUUCCAGAGCCAGUUAGAGUGGAUGUUACUGGAAAAAUAGUAUACAAAGCUUAGGACAUUUAGGGAUAUUUUGUAUCAACACAACAGUUUAACACCUUUUCCCAAAAUAGAGGUGAAUUAGGGGGCAUUCCCAUAAGCAGUGAAAUCCUUUCUCUGAAUUACAUUGACACAAUAAUCAGGAAUAUUAGGAUUACAUUUCGGUAAUAAUCUGGGUGUUAUAUAUACUCUCAUAAUCCAUUUAUACUGCAUCAGUUUAAAAGAAAACAGUUUUACUGCUUCAGAAACCCUGAAAGGACAUGAUAGUGUGCACACUGUAAAGAAGACUGCCCUUCAAGUGUGAUGAAUUUACCUACAAGAUGAGAUGUCUUCUAAGAAGGUAAUUAGCUGUAGCAGAGAAGUUUGUGCUUGUUCAAGUAAAGAAGCUAAAGGGAAGAUCAAAAUAUUACUUCAGUAAACUAGUGUCCACAGUGUUUGAAGGGGUUUGAUUCUCUUUUAUGAUAGGGAAUAGCAAUAGCAUUAAAUGUAUUACAUUAUGGCAGAUGCUAUUUGCACCUUGGUGCAAAUAAAGGUAGAUGUUAUAUACUGUCAGAAGGGGGCGGAAAAAUGUGUUUGACGGUUUGCCUACAAUUCAUGCUGUGAAAGUGUCUCUUGUGUGGAAUUGCUUUAAAUUGUGGGAGAAUAAAUGUUGGCUGAAUCAGUUACAAUUGCUUCAGUUUUUUGUUUUUUUAUUACUUUUUUUCAUAACUCAGAAUGUGUUUCUGUGUCAAAGUGAGCCACAAUUACGGUGCACAUUGCGUAAGUUAAAAUGUAAAAUAUCAGGGCACUCGUACAUUAAGCAAUGUUUCAACAUAAACAAACGCUGUAAACUACAUUUAGCAAAUAAGCUCGCAGAUAAUAUUGCAGAAUUUGUCGUUCAUCAGAUUUUACAUUAGUGUUUGAAUACACGGAGGGGGAAAAAAUAUCAAAAAUAACACAUUCAAAUGUUAUUCAUUGAUAAGGUAUUGGAAUCCUGUUGUUUUAUUAACAUUUGAGGUGUGGGAUAUCUUAAUUUAAAUAUUAAUACAUGCACAUAAUUAGGAACCAGACUGUCUUCCACAUCAUUUUG
Myxocyprinus asiaticus (Chinese sucker) is the source of this 6635-nucleotide messenger RNA. RefSeq names its product gastrula zinc finger protein XlCGF8.2DB-like. NCBI's taxonomy places the organism in Eukaryota, Metazoa, Chordata, Actinopteri, Cypriniformes, Catostomidae. The record is from RefSeq and is a predicted model, not a curated record. The transcript has 2 exons. Bases 237 to 1217 code for a protein of 326 amino acids. Gene Ontology annotation, biological process: regulation of immune system process; negative regulation of transcription by RNA polymerase II; regulation of cytokine production.